Messenger RNA from Strongylus vulgaris, 309 nucleotides. NCBI's taxonomy places the organism in Eukaryota, Metazoa, Nematoda, Chromadorea, Rhabditida, Strongylidae. The record is from the annotation of a GenBank genome assembly.
AUGAGAAGCGGUCAGUUGCGUAUUACAGAUGUAGAGGAUCUCGUUAUCUACCUUCACCUAAUUCUUGGCUACAUAGAAUGUGACGCGAUGAGAAGCGGUCAGAUGCGUAUUACAGACGUAGAGAUUGCACAAGAGCAAACUUCUGUCGGCAACAAUGAAUGUUCAUCUGAGAUUGAAUACGUGAUGACUUCUGCCGCUAGAGAGAAAGCAGUCGAUAUGCACAAUUAUUACAGGAGCCUAUUGGCGAAUGGACAGGUAGAGAAUGGUCAUUUUGGAAUGUUUCCUACUAGUGGAAGCCUUCGCAAAUUG